GCUUGUAGAUCUCUUCUUUUUUAUUAAUGGGAUACGCCCGUCUCUGAAAAGUUCAUCCUAUAAAUAAAGCUAAAUGCCAGCUGAAAGUCGCUGAAGAAAGUCUGGUGAGGGGACCUGCAGAUAUGGAACUAAGCAAGAUAGGCUUGAGCCUGGGUUUCCUAUGCUUCUUCUUUUUGCAUGGAGUUCUGGCCUGCAGUACUCGCAAAGUCCACCACUACAGCUUUAUUGUGAGCGAGACGAAUUUUACAAGGCUAUGUAUCACAAAGAGCAUGUUGACUGUAAAUGGCCAAUGGCCUGGCCCAACAAUCCAAGUUCGCAAAGGAGAUACUGCAUUUGUCCAAGUUCACAAUCACGGCAAAUAUGGUAUCACUAUUCACUGGCACGGAGUGAAGCAGCCAAGAAAUCCAUGGUCGGAUGGUCCUGAGAACGUCACACAGUGCCCUAUUCAACCAGGAAAAAGCUUCAUUUAUGAGGUUACAUUUUCAGACGAAGUAGGAACAGUUUGGUGGCAUGCCCACAGUGACUGGUCCCGGGCAACAGUCCACGGUGCCAUUGUCAUCUUACCUGCAAGGGGAACCACUUACCCUUUUCGCAAACCCGAUGCUGAAAAAGUGCUUGUACUCGGGGAAUGGUACAAUGGAGAUCUCAAGGAAAUAAUUGAUAAGGCAACAGAAUCCGGUGCUCCUCCAGAAGAAUCCACUGCCUACACCAUCAAUGGCCAACCAGGAUUCCCAAAUAAUUGCUCCAAGGAAACAACAUAUCGUCUACAAGUUCAAUACGGCAAGACAUAUCUUCUCCGUCUGGUAAAUGCCGUGAUGAAUGAAGAAAUGUUCUUUGGAAUCGCAAACCACAAGCUCACAGUUGUGGCCCAAGAUGGUGCAUACAUAAAACCCAUAACCACAGAUUACAUCAUGACAAGUCCCGGACAAACAAUGGACAUCCUGCUCAUUGCAAACCAGCCGCCAAGUCAUUAUUACAUUGCUGGGAGUCCUUUCUUCGACGCCGGUUUUAUUGCUACAUACGACAGUUCAAACACUUCUGCGAUUCUCGAGUAUACCGGCAAUUUUGCUCCUCCAGCCUCUCCACCAUAUCCUUCCCUUCCAAAUAUACGGAACAGGGCUGCUGCAGACAACUUCACAAAACGUAUAAGGGCAUUGGCGAGUCGUGCACACCCUGUUAAUGUCCCCAAAAAAAUUGACACAAAAAUAUUCAUGACCGUUGGUCUAAACGAGUUGCUUUGCCCUGAUGCAACAUGUGGGGGUCCAAAUGGUAAUAAGCUGUCAUCAAGCUUAAACAACAUCAGUUUCGUGACCUCAACCAUUGAUAUACUUCAAGCGUAUUACAGGGACUUGCCGGGUGUGUUCAAGAAAGAUUUCCCGGAUAAGCCAUUAUAUGUUUUUAACUACACGGGAGAAGUAGCUGAUAACACAUUAUAUCCGCUCCAAGGGACAAAUGUAACGAUGAUAGAUUACGGGGCAUCAGUGGAAAUAGUCCUCCAAGGGACUAGUGUACAGUUCGGAGAGUUUCAUCCAAUGCAUCUUCAUGGUUAUAGCUUCUAUUGGGUUGGGACAGGUUAUGGCAAUUACGAUGAGACCACUUCGCCAAAAACAUACAAUUUGAAGGAUCCGCCGGAAGUUAACACCGUUGGUCUUCCUAGGAAUGGAUGGGUUGCGAUUCGAUUCGUAGCCAAUAAUCCAGGAGUUUGGUUUUUGCAUUGUCAUUUGGAACGGCAUGCUUCUUGGGGUAUGAGCACGGUUAUCAUUGUGAAGAAUGGACCGACCAAGGAAACAAGUAUUCGACCACCCCCACCAAAUUUGCCUAGUUGUUCUUAGGCUUUUUAAAUUCAAUAUCUCAAUGGGAUCAAUGCAUAUAUAGAACGUGAUAUAAUUUUAUAUUUGAAUAAGAUCUGGAUGAAGGAAAAUCCCGGUCGUUUCGACCAUUAAUAAUAAUAUUUUUAAGAUAAUGGUCCAAGCAUUAGCUAGUCGGUCAUGAUUCUCUCGGUUGUAUGAAUAAUAUAAACAAUGUGAGCAUUUUUUUUUUCCUCCCUGUACAAAUAAUAUCUUCAUCCAUCCAGACUAGCUGGUUAGAACCACUUGAUCAUUUUAAUGCCGGUUUACUGA
Carya illinoinensis is the source of this 2120-nucleotide messenger RNA. RefSeq names its product laccase-14-like. The record is from RefSeq and is a predicted model, not a curated record. NCBI's taxonomy places the organism in Eukaryota, Viridiplantae, Streptophyta, Magnoliopsida, Fagales, Juglandaceae. The transcript has 7 exons. Gene Ontology annotation, cellular component: apoplast. Gene Ontology annotation, biological process: lignin catabolic process. Gene Ontology annotation, molecular function: hydroquinone:oxygen oxidoreductase activity; copper ion binding. Bases 123 to 1832 code for a protein of 569 amino acids.